AUUGAAUUGUCUAUCACUUCUAGGGGCUCUUCGAACCCCCAAUUGAUUUUGAAUGCAUGCCACGAUGCUCAAUCAUCACUCAUUCUUAAGCGAAAUCCGCGUCUCACUCCUUCAAGUUGACAACAUAUUGAGGAGUGCACUUGUGCUUCUUGCAGAAUUUGAUCACUUUGGCUAGAAUCCCGCAUGAUGUUGGUCAUUGGGGAUCGGGGUGUAGUCGUCGACACAGUCAUCCUUGAUCAUGUGCUUGAUUGUUUGCGAUUGUACUGCCACCGCCUCCUCCACUUGGAACGGCUCGUCGUCGCUGCUCUUCAGGGUGAUAAACUUUUUCUCGCUGCACUUGUCGACAUUGUUACGACAAUCGGGGCUCUUGGUUAACUUUAGAUAUUUUUUGUGGCGUGCAAGCGAUUAGAAAGCGAGAGCGAUUGAUUAUUUGAUGAAGAUGGGAGAAUGUGUAUGCAUUGCUCGGUGUUGCUUAUCCAUAUAUAUAGGAAGAGAGCCUAAUUGCACAUUGAUUUGAUUUUAGGAGCUCCGAAACAAAAACAGAAAACAUACAUUUUAUGUAUGUUCGGAAUUUUUUUAGCCGCGCCUUAAUCGAAUAAUCGUUCAUUUCAACCGGUAACUAGUAAAUCUACAAAUUUAAGGACCAGAAUAUAUAUCAGCGAAAAUCUAAAAUGUGUGACCAAAUUGUAGGCCUUACCAAACUUUAGGUGAAAUCCGUAGUUAUCCUAAAAUCAGCGAAAAGACAAUAUCGUCCUUCUCUCGUGCGGUUCAUGCUGUGGACACAUACAGCUCUCCGGUGGCAAUCGGCAAGCCUCCUUUCCUCCCCUGACCCAAAUCAUUUAUAGAGGGAGAAGCCUGCGAUCGCCGACUCACUUCCCUGCCUCCAGUAAUAAUGGCGCUGAUCACCAGGAACACCGCUUCUCGCCUCCCGCUCCUACUCGCCAACCACCGCGCUGCCGCCGCCGCUUCUCUUCAUACAACCAUCCCCUCGCUUUCCCCCGAUAACGCGACCAAACCGACCUCUUAUGCUCCGCCGCCUUCCCCGGCCACCUCUUCCCCCGUGGGGCUCUCAAAGACGGCCGAGUUUGUGAUCUCCAAGGUCGACGAUGUCAUUAACUACGUCCGUCGAGGCUCCAUCUGGCCCAUGACUUUCGGGCUCGCUUGCUGCGCUGUGGAGAUGAUGCACACCGGUGCCGCUCGCUACGAUCUGGAUCGGUUUGGGGUUAUUUUCAGGCCUAGCCCUCGCCAGUCCGAUUGUAUGAUUGUCGCUGGUACCCUUACCAACAAGAUGGCCCCUGCUCUUCGCAAGGUGUAUGACCAAAUGCCAGAGCCAAGAUGGGUCAUCUCCAUGGGAAGCUGCGCAAAUGGUGGUGGAUACUAUCACUACUCGUACUCUGUUGUACGUGGUUGUGACAGGAUUGUCCCUGUGGACAUCUACGUCCCAGGUUGCCCUCCAACUGCUGAGGCCCUACUGUAUGGAAUACUGCAGCUGCAGAAGAAGAUCAACAGGCGCAAGGAUUUCAUGCAUUGGUGGACCAAAUAAGACCCUCUCUGGAACACUACUGGGAGGGCAGCUUGGUUACCAGCUUCUAUGGCACCUAAUAAUUCAACGUUGUUUUGCCUUGUCGUCUGUUUAUUAAGUGGUGUGCGAGGAUGGAAAGAUCCUUUCCACCGUUAUUGAUGAUGGUCCUGUUUCCAUAACCCGGGAAAGCUUUCAGCCUCCGGAGCUUGGAGCUCAUCUAUGCCUUCUCUGGGAAAGAUAUUGUAACUUUGAUUGGCAUGAACAUGCUUGCAUACUUGUUCAUCCUUUUCUUUUUGCUGUUUCAGCCAGUUACUUGGUUGGUAGUUGUUUAUUACUGAUGCACUUGGAAUUGGAUGAGGUUUGUGUUGUUAUGUGGAGCAAAUAAAGAGCCCUCUUGUGAACUGUCCAUCCCUUGGCUUCAAAGUGUAACUAGUAGCUACUCCUGAUUCUGGCUUAACUGUAUUUCCUUAGAGCCAUCUGAUCUUUUGCUGUGAGCUUCUUCUUGUCGAAGAUAUCGUAUGGAAGGAUCGGUUGAUUGGUUUGCGUGGUUUUGUUACCCUUAGGUGAGGUUAAUGGUACCUCUUGUUGUUUGUGAGCUUCAUUCUCCUUUGAUAUUUGAACUUGGGGUUUUCCGGCGAGUUCAGAUGGCCAAAAGGAUAAACUCAUUUCUUCCCAUUUGCUCAAAGCAUUGGGUAAUUUUUUUUGGUAUUGACGAGCUGCUUUACUUUCCUCGCAGAGGGAGGCUGCGAUGAGGUUUGAGUGUGUGAGAACUGAGAAGUUGUAGUGGAACAAUGGUCAAUAAGACGGUCUUUGCUUUGAGUGUGGGCUUCUUCUAGGUACCCAUCUUUUCUAUGGGCCGUGCGAUUCUAACUUUGCAAUUUGUGUGGUGUGGCCUUAGGCCUUAGCUAGUGAAAAACACACAAGGGAAUUGGCAAGAAGCAAGUAGGCAAGAAGCAAGUAGGCUUAUAGAGAAUUCAGAAGGCACAACUUCCCAUGAGCUUCUAUUCCGGACAACUUGGGUGGGUGCUUGGUGGGAGCAUGCAUCGUUUGGAUGUUUCUGUGUGAGACUGCAAAACAGAGUACAGAUAAUUUGCUUGUCAAUUCAGUUGGGUCCAUGGCACAUGCCUCAAAAACAUUUGUUUAUUUCUCUAACCUCUUUGAUUCACACACCUGACUGUUUCUUGCUAUCCAUAAUCUGAAAUUCGGAUGAAUUGGUUAGUGUAUUUAUGGUCUCAGAUGUUCUUACACAAACGGAUUAGAGUACUUGAUAUACCGUUAUUAGAUGAUAAUUGCGUUAAUACUUGUUGUUGUGUGCAUUUAACAAUUGUGGAUCACGUGUUCUAUCAUAUAGGUACAUUCACAUAUAAAAAUUUUGAACGUAU
Messenger RNA from Linum trigynum, 2904 nucleotides. Lineage: Eukaryota; Viridiplantae; Streptophyta; Magnoliopsida; Malpighiales; Linaceae. The record is from the annotation of a GenBank genome assembly.